AUGGCUAUGGACGAGCAUCUAAUUGCGCAGGUGAACAAGCUGCAAAAUGCGUUUGCAGCAUUGGGAACCACGACAAAUCCUAUUGAUUUACCGCAGAUUGCUGUGGUUGGGUCCCAGUCCAGUGGUAAAUCCUCCGUGCUGGAGAACAUUGUUGGAAGAGACUUUUUGCCCAGAGGGUCUGGCAUUGUCACAAGGCGCCCUUUAGUUUUACAGCUCACCAAUAUUCCUGAGGGCCAGAAGCUUCCUGAGGGAUACACGUUGCAACCAGGUGAUAAUGCCGACGAAUGGGGUGAGUUUCUGCACGCGCCCAAUAAGCGGUUUUACUCUUUUGACGCGAUUCGUAAGGAAAUUGAGGACGAAACUGAGCGCACUACUGGCAAGAACGUCGGAAUCUCUCCUAUUCCUAUCAACUUGCAGGUCUACAGCCCCAAGGUUCUUACACUCACUCUGGUCGAUCUUCCUGGUCUCACAAAAGUGCCAGUUGGCGACCAACCCCCGGAUAUCGAAAAUCAGAUCCGGGAGAUGAUUUUGACAUAUAUUUCCAAGCCCAAUACAAUUAUUCUGUCUGUCACAGCUGCAAACACCGAUAUCGCGAAUUCAGAUGGUCUCAAGCUUGCCCGUGAAGUCGAUCCUCAAGGCGCCCGAACUAUUGGCGUUUUGACAAAGAUCGAUCUCAUGGAUCGUGGCACUGACGUGGUGGAUAUUCUUGCAUUGCGUGUUAUCAAGCUCAAAUACGGCUUUGUUCCUGUUAUCAACCGUGGCCAACAAGAUAUCAACAACAACAAAUCCAUUUCACAGGCUCUGGAAUACGAGCGUCAGUUCUUCGAGACCCACCCUUCCUACCAGAUGAAUGCCAAGUACUGCGGUACCCCCUUUCUAGCUACUCGCUUGAAUGCUAUUUUGAGUAGCCACAUCAAGGCUACUCUGCCUCAGAUUAAACUUAAGAUUGGAACCACUUUAGCCAAGUAUCGUGAAGAACUUGAUCAGUUGGGCGAUGAGAGUAUGCUUGGCUCUGCUUCAAACAUUCUUAUGAAUAUUAUCACUGAGAUGGCCAAUGAGUACCGUACAAUUUUGGAUGGUAACAGCAUCGAUAUCAGUACAACAGAACUCAGCGGUGGAGCCCGUAUUUCUUUCGUGUUCCACGAAUUAUUUGCCACGGGUGUAAAGGCAAUUGACCCCUUUGAGCAUAUAAAGGAUGUCGAUAUCCGCACCAUUCUGUACAAUUCUUCAGGGUCUACUCCCUCAUUGUUUGUUGCUACUCAGGGCUUUGAGGUAAUUGUUAAGCAACAGAUCAAGCGGUUUGAAGAACCAGCUCUCCGUUGUGUUACACUCAUCUAUGAAGAGUUGGUCCGCAUUGUAUCCAGUAUUCUUCAAAAGCCUGCGUUUAAGCGCUACCCGCAGCUCCGGGACCAGCUUCACAGCGAGGCCUUGUUGUACUUGCAGGGUCUAACUCUGCCCACUAACAAGCUGGUGUCUGAUAUGGUCGGCAUGGAAGCUUCAUAUAUUAAUACUGGCCAUCCCGAUUUUGUGGAUGGUCACGAAGCUAUGGAGAUUGUUUCUGAAAAACACCGACCAAAGGGGAAGCCUCAAACCUCCACACCGACUCCUGAGGUGCCUGGGAACUCGAAGGAAGGCUUCUUUGGUUCUUUCUUUGGAGGAAAGUCUACGAAAAAGAAGAUGGCGGCUAUGGAAGCUCCCCCUGCUAUUCUUAAAGCCUCGGGCACGCUUAGCGAGCGGGAAACGAUGGAGACCGACGUCAUCAAGUUGUUGAUCCAGUCGUAUUUCAACAUCGUCAAGCGUACAACUAUCGAUAUGGUCCCCAAGGCUGUGAUGCUAAAUCUCGUUGAGCGUUCGAAACAAAACUUGCAAAGCGAACUGCUGGCCAAGCUGUACAAAGACAACUCGUUCGAGUCUUUACUCAAGGAGAGCGACUUUGUUGUCGAGCGUCGCAAAGAAUGCGUCAAAAUGGUCAAGACUCUGGAAAACGCUUCCGAAAUUGUCGCAAGUGCAUUAAAUUAA
Molecule: messenger RNA, 2019 nt
Organism: Wickerhamiella sorbophila
Lineage: Eukaryota; Fungi; Ascomycota; Dipodascomycetes; Dipodascales; Trichomonascaceae
Product: Vacuolar protein sorting-associated protein 1
Exons: 1
Coding region: 1-2019 (672 amino acids)
Biological process (GO): peroxisome organization
Cellular component (GO): microtubule; membrane; cytoplasm
Molecular function (GO): microtubule binding; GTP binding; GTPase activity
Source: RefSeq, a predicted model, not a curated record